GCGGCCUAGCUGAGCAUCGGACGCCUGAAUGGGGUGGGGGGCCCCACCGCCGCCGCCAUUGCCGAGGCCGUUCGCGGUCCUUCUCUUGCUGCUGCCGAUUUCCUCGUGUACCGCCGUGCCGACGAGCGCAACCCCGAGUCCCGCCACUCCACCUUCGGCGACUAGCCGGGAUGGGACCACAGUUUCGGGGACGGAGUCCGAAGGGACCCCCGGUUCGGGGGCGACGACAGAUCUUCCUCUUCCUUCAACCCCCGGGCCCAGCCAGGGCUCCCCGGGCCUCGGCGAAGAAACCCCCAGCGGGGCAUCCAUCCCGGUCCCCACUAGCCCCAUAGUGCCUGCCACCCCCGGCCCCACUGCGGAAGCCGCCAGCUUCGGACCCAGCCCGGCAGGGAGUCCCGGCCCGUCGGGGGCAGCAGUUCCAGAAACGACGCCCCAUCGUGGUCCCUGGCCUGCGCCCGUGACCGACGUGGCUAAAUUGUGUACUUGUGACCUCCUGGUGGAUCAGUGCGACAUAAAUUGCUGCUGCGACCCCGUCUGCACUGCUGCAGAUUUUAGCCUCUUCACUGCAUGUUCUGUUCCUGUUGUCAUAGGUGACAGGCAGCUCUGCAGGCAGGAAGAAGCUCUCUAUUCAAUAAACCCAGCCGCGCACCCUCCUGAGAGGAUAUUUCAAUUAGCCGACAAGGUCAACCCCAGCGUUUUCUGCAUUCAGACCGCCAACUACAAAGCUGCCUUGUCCUUCCAGGAUCCAGAAAUCCCCACUUCACAGAACUUUGGUCAGCUUCUUCAACAGUUUGGCGGGGACACCUUUGAUGCUGAAAAUGAUCUUGCACCGACACUUGAAUCACAAACUCAGCGUGCCGCUGAUGCAAACAAGACCAGCAGAUACGAAUUUAAGGAUCCGAUCCAGACUUCAGAUGGGUUUCUAAGGCUCCCGGCGCCUCUCUUCCUCUCCCAGUGUGCUCACAGUAACCCUGCAGGGUUUUUACUGAACCAGGCUGUGAAAUGCAACACGGUGAUCGAGUCGGACAAAUGCACGGCCAUUCCAGCGCUCAGCAUGCAGUUCUACACCAAUUCUAGCAUUUUGGCUGUACCAAAUUCCAGUCAAAUGGUGACCAUCACCAUCCAGUCUGUCACUGUGCAGACUCCGGAGGGGCUGCGCAUGCGCCUGGCCAACGAAGGGGCCCUGCUGCUCCCUGAGCUAAAUGGCCAGUUCUGCAACAACUCGGUCCUUGAGGCGCGCUACCUUGUCACCUUCACAGAGGCAGGCGAAAUAAUCAGCGCAGCUGUGUCUUUGGUCCUGGGGACCGUUAACAUGGCGGCAUUUUUUGUACAGCAGACCUUUGAGAUCCGUUUCAUUCAGCAAGAUACUCAUCCUGUUUCUCUCAGUGGAAGCCCUGGUUAUGUUGUCGGAUUGCCCAUAAAGGCUGGAGUUCGAUCAACUGCCUCUGGAGUCAUUCAGAGUGCGAACGAAGGCGGCCAGCUCACCAUAAUGAAAAGCACAUCCGGCCAGGAUUGCUUAGCUGUAGAGGGAAGCAGAACUCCGGUACUGUUCGGGUACAACAUGAUGUCUGGCUGCCUGCUGCGAAUUACCAAGGAUAUGGACUGCAGGCUCGUGGCCCCGGCCCUCCUGGACGUGCUGAAGGGCCAGACCUUUCCGGACUGCGUGGCCUCCUUUGGCGAUUCUCUGCCCCAGAAUGGACUGGACUGGGUGCAAAUUUAUUACAAUGUCACCAAACCGACCACCUGUGAAAUUCCUGUCUCAUUUGAUUUAGAAGUGAAAUGGACUAAAUAUGGCUCCCUGGUUAACCCCCAGGCUAAGAUUGUGAGCAUCACAGUGACAGUCGUGACAGCCGCCUUGCCCCAGGUCGAUCCAGGAAGCCCAAGAACCAUCCAGAUACUCAGUUCUGCUACUUUCAGCGAUGUCUCCGCACCUGCUGAGCCGGGUUACAAAGCGCGGCCGACCAUCGAGGCUCACUUGCCCUUUGACUUUUUCUUUCCAUUCGUUUAAAGGAAGUGUUGGGUCAGAGGGAGACGUCCUGCUUUGAAGGAAAAAAAGAAAAAAAGAUGCAGCCGGGGGGGACGAGGGGGGACCGCUUUUCCAACCAGCAUUGCAAGAGGAUUGACGUUUGUCUCCCAAAGGGGAUGAGCUGGCUCCGUGCAUGCAUGUAUGAAGGGAAGGAUUCCAAAUAAAGCCGAAAUGGGCCUUGGAGCUAAGGGGAAAAUUCGCCCUGCCUCUCAGCUUCAUCAACCAAGCUCUCUCAUCUGCUGCCGCAGAGAGAGAGAAGCAGCCCAUUCUAUGCUACCCUGGAAGUCUGCUGCAGAGGAGUUCAGCGUUUCUUGGGCCUCGGCUUCCCCCCCACCCCCCUGCGGCUGCAACACAGCCAUUCCUCCUUGCCCUUGUAAUAUGGGAACUGUCACUGUAUUCUGAGGUGCAGGGAAUUGUCAAGGAAAGGGCCCUUGUGCCUAGAUGGUCACAGACUUCCUUCCUCUGCUGCGACGCUCCAGGUUCCAGUACCUGCUGCAUAUUCCUUCUGGACUGAUUUUUCGAGGUUUACUGUAAUUCAAGCUAUUACUCCAAACUUCACUUCAAUGCUCUCUGCUUGAGAGAGAGAGAGAGAGAGAGAGAGAGAGAGAGAGAGAGAGAGAGAGUGAGAGAGUGAGUGUUCUCAAACACCCAUUUGAUGUCCCUUAGCAGCCAGCUUUAUCCUGUGAAGGCUUUACUGGGAUAGGGCUGACGGGCAGGAAGAAGAAGGAACAGCUUUGACAGGACCCACGCCGUUUGGUGCUUUCGUUGCCAACGGUGAAAUCGCUCUGUGUUUGCAAAGUGCUUUCCUGUUCUGUAGAAUCUCCUCUCCUGAUGUGCUGCAAUCCCCGCCCCCCCCCCCCCAGGAUUACUUCUCCUCAUGGCAAUUCGGGUUUUGUUUGUGUGGGUUUUUUAAUUAUUCAUGCCACUGUAAGCUUUUGCCAAAGCCAGUUUGAGGGUGGGCAAGGAAGUGUGGGGGGGGGGAGUGGAAUGCAUGAAUGGGGUGGUGGAGUGGAAGUGGGAGAGUGGCUCAGUUAUUACCUUCCGGACAGCCGAAGCAGCGAACAUCAGAAACCCCAAGGGAGAAGAAAGCCAAAUGUGGAGGGGGUGAGAUGCUUGGGGAAAGCGGUCUGCCCUUCCAAAUGCGCGUCUGCUCCCUCUUUCCUUGUGUUGCAGACCUUCUCUCGGUACUAAGAGUUGUGACUUGAAACUUUGUGAAACCAAUCAAGGCCGUCCUGCUAUA
Molecule: messenger RNA, 3266 nt
Organism: Elgaria multicarinata webbii
Lineage: Eukaryota; Metazoa; Chordata; Lepidosauria; Squamata; Anguidae
Gene: TCTN1
Product: tectonic family member 1
Exons: 14
Coding region: 29-2008 (659 amino acids)
Biological process (GO): protein localization to ciliary transition zone; cilium assembly
Cellular component (GO): MKS complex
Source: RefSeq, a predicted model, not a curated record